AUGAUUAUCCAUGGAUAUAAUAGAAGAGAUACUCAACUUGCCUUCUGCAGGGUUGGGGAUGAAACUUGGACGGCAUUGAAUGGACCGCGCUCCUCUUAUCAAGAUAUUAUGUACUUGAGCAAGCAUGGAAAGUUUUAUGCUUUGUGCGAGAGUGAUCACCUUGAAGCCUGGGAUCUCAGUUGCCCAUCUUCUCCCAAGAUGACUCUCGUAAAAUCUGAGUAUCCUUCGCUUCGUUUUUUUGCUGGCUUGAACAGCGGUGAUGAGUUAGAGAGAGCACAGCUAUGUCGGAAGAAGUAUCUUGUAGAUUCUUCGGGUGAAUUGCUGCUAGUCUUGAGGUUGACAAAGUGCUUUGAUGUUUUCAAGUUGGACUUUGAUGAGAACAAGUGGAUGAAAGUGACGAGCUUAGGGGGUCGCUCAUUGUUCUUGGGUACUAAUGAAUGUAUUUCCGUAUGUGCUGGGGAUUACAUUAAUCCGGGGUUAAGACUAAGAGAAGAUUCUAUCUACUUCACUUGUGUAGAUGCUGAAGUUGAGCCCAACACUACUUCUGGAGCUUAUCAUUUGGGUGUUUUCAGCAUGAAGAAUCGAGAAAUUGAUGUCCUGUAUCAGGACGAGUACAGGAAGAUGGACCCCCAUCCGGUGUGGAUUUUCCCUGGCCUUUGA
This is a messenger RNA of Coffea arabica (coffee), 660 nucleotides long. Its product is annotated as putative F-box protein At5g55150. The record is from RefSeq and is a predicted model, not a curated record. Lineage: Eukaryota; Viridiplantae; Streptophyta; Magnoliopsida; Gentianales; Rubiaceae.